AUGCCCUUCCCAAAGCUCCCCCCCCGAGCCGCCUACAUCAAACUUUCAAACCCCACCAAGCGCAACGCCCUUAGCAUCCCCGUGCUCAGAGACCUCAAGUCCCAGCUCGACAGCGCCCUCGCGUUACGACCUACCAGUCGCAUGGGCAUGCUCCCCAAAUUCAGCCAGCAGGCUCUCAAUGAACUAGAAUGGGCAUUAAAAGGCCCAAAGUCGAAGCACUGGGAGCGUUGGGGCUGGCUCGUCAGCGCAUCUGAGUGGAAGAAACAACGUGCCGGCGCACCUGAUGUUCUGGUACUUCGAAGCGAAGGACCUGUAUUCUCAUCGGGCCAUGACCUCAAAGAACUUUCCGAGAUGAGUCGGGAUGAUGUCAGGACUCUGUUUGAACUUUGCGCUGAUGUCAUGAAAACUAUUCGGAGGAGCCCUGUGCCGGUUGUUUGUCCGAUCCAAGGCAUUGCGACAGCUGCUGGGUUCCAACUUGCCAUGAGCACCGACUUCCCGAUUGCUCUACCAGAUACUCAAUUUGCUCUCCCAGGAGCAAAGAUCGGAUUGCCGUGCACUAGUCCCUCAACCGCAGUUUCACGACGUUUGCCCGCCGCGACGACAUAUCGACUCCUCGCCACAGCAGAGCCAAUCAAGGCAUCGGACCACCCAGAUGUUAUCGAUGUUGUCAAAGUAUCACCGGGGCAAGAUCCCGAAGAGGCUUUCGAGAAACGUGUGUUAGAUGUGGUUGAACGGCUGCUUUCUAUGUCGCCUCAACAGCAAGCGGUAGGAAAAUGGGCGUACUGGACGCAGUUUGAAUUUGGAAAAUCGAAUGGUGAUGGAUACGAGCAGGCUUCUCUAUGGGCGGCUAGGGUCAUGGCUUUGCAUGCGAGGAGUGAGGAUGCGAAGGAGGGUAUUGCCGCAUUUUUGGAGAAGAGGGAGCCUGUUUGGAUAAGCAGUGCCGAAGUUGAGGAGACAGCGGCUGAUGUUGAUACACCUGAGACUGGUGCUCCUGUGACUGAGGCUGAUGCCGCGGUGGAUGUUGAUGCUCCUCCGACUGAAGUCGCUAAUCCUGUUACGGAGGAUGCAACUUCUUCUGAAGCUACUGCUACUGAGGCUGGUGAAUCUAUAGCCGAGAGCCAGAAGCCCGAGACCGAUGUUGAUGAUCCUACUACGACAGAUCGUAGCUAG
Fusarium proliferatum ET1 is the source of this 1170-nucleotide messenger RNA. RefSeq lists its product as uncharacterized. Gene Ontology annotation, molecular function: hydro-lyase activity. The coding region runs from base 1 to 1170 and encodes 389 amino acids. The transcript has a single exon. NCBI's taxonomy places the organism in Eukaryota, Fungi, Ascomycota, Sordariomycetes, Hypocreales, Nectriaceae. The record is from RefSeq and is a predicted model, not a curated record.